AUGCUUCUCGCUUCGCCGCUGACCGCCGCCGCGGUACUGGUGCUGUUGGCGGUGAUUCACCUGGUCCGAUGCUUGCGAUCUCCGCUCGCCAGACUGCCCGGGCCGUCCAUUUCCAAAUACACAUCGCUUUGGCUGAAGUGGCACGAGAUCAACGCGACCAGGACCGUCUAUAUCCAUGCGCUGCACCGCAGGUACGGUCCUGUGGUCCGGGUGGCGCCCAAUGAGGUCGCUUUUACGUCGUGGGCAGCCAUCAAGGAGAUUUACUGCUCAGGCGGCAGCGGCUACGACAAGACGGAGUUUUAUGACAUGUUUACCAUUUAUGGACGACGUACCAUGUUUACUACGCUGAACAAGGCUGAUCAUGCGAAACGAAAGCGUAUCCUUGCCGAUCGAUAUGCAAACACCAACAUACUGAAAAGCGCCUCAAUGGAUGGUAUUCAAGAACGGUCGGCCAAAUUUGUGCGCCGUUGUGCCUCUUCACCGAACGCCGCCGAUGUUUUUCUAACCGUGCUUCAGAUGUCUUUACACGCCUAUGCCUGCGAUUGUGUUACCCAUCAUCUAUUCCACCCCCGCGGCACCGAUUGCCUGGAGAAUGAGAAUGACGAGAACAUGAUGCAUCAGGUAGCAUCCGAUGAUAGUCUACAAAACCGUCUCAUCUCUCACUACGCUCCAACGCUGCAUCGUAUUUUCGGCAGUGUCCUGUACUUAUUUGCAAAACCACGAGAAACGCCACUGGCCGAUACAUAUGUUCUGGAAACUAGCCAAAUUCAUGACACCGCCACGUUCACGCUGAUGAGCCGACUAGAGGAGAAAUCGGCCGAGCUGGAACCAAUUGACAUGGCGGCCGAGUGUCUUGACCAUAUGGCCGCCGGCAUUGACACCACGGGAGACGGGCUGUGCUUCCUGUUGUGGGAGCUAUCGCAGCCGCGCUCGCUCAAGGUACAAGAAAAGCUAGCCCGAGAGCUUCUUGCGAAUCCCCACGCACCAUUGGACCAGCUGCCGUAUUUGGAUGCUGUCGUGUGCGAGGGUCUCAGAUGCUACCCCCCGAUCCCCAUGUCCCUCCCGCGGUACGUUCCGGAGGGUGGUCGCAUGGUUGAUGGCCACUGGCUGCCCGAGAAGACCGUCGCUAGCUGCCAGGCGUUUUCUGUGCACCGCAUCAACGAUGACAUGUUUCCUGAGCCGGACGCUUUUCAGCCGGAGCGUUGGUUGCAACUAGAUGGGGAUGCGGAUCGACGACGGUUGUUGUUCGCUUUUGCCAACGGCGGGAGAGGAUGCGUUGGAAAGCAGUAA
This is a messenger RNA of Beauveria bassiana ARSEF 2860, 1290 nucleotides long. RefSeq names its product Cytochrome P450 CYP537A4. Gene Ontology annotation, molecular function: oxidoreductase activity, acting on paired donors, with incorporation or reduction of molecular oxygen; monooxygenase activity; heme binding. The record is from RefSeq and is a predicted model, not a curated record. The transcript is spliced from 6 exons. Lineage: Eukaryota; Fungi; Ascomycota; Sordariomycetes; Hypocreales; Cordycipitaceae. The coding region runs from base 1 to 1290 and encodes 429 amino acids.